This is a messenger RNA of Apis cerana (Asiatic honeybee), 4128 nucleotides long. Its product is annotated as transketolase. The record is from RefSeq and is a predicted model, not a curated record. Lineage: Eukaryota; Metazoa; Arthropoda; Insecta; Hymenoptera; Apidae. Gene Ontology annotation, molecular function: thiamine pyrophosphate binding; transketolase activity.
UGCGCGAAUUCUACUUGUUGCUCAGAAUCACAUUUCGUGAUCAGCAUUUUUCCGAAGUUUUCUUAAAGCACAAUUAAAGUUUUAAGAAGUUGUUAUAACUUAUACAAAAAAAAUGGCAAACUACCAUAAACCAGAAUCGAAAACCAUUCAAGAAUUAAAAGACAUUGCGACAAAAUUGAGAAUUCACUCGAUCAAUGCCACACAAGCUAGCAAAUCCGGGUAUGUACAUUAUACUUUAUAAUAAUUCCAUUAAUUUAUUAUUCAAUAACUUUCAUUAUAUUAACAUAGAUUAAUAUUACGAUUGAUAAUUUUUUAAUAUUUUCAUAUUCCAAUUUAAUAAUAAUUUAACAUUUUUUUUUCUAAAAUCGCGCGCAAAUAUUAUCUUGAUAAAAAUAAGGUGAAAAACAGAUUAUUUACUUUAGAAUCUGUUAUAUUGUACAAUACAAACAUAAUUUGUUCUCUAAUAUUUUUAUUAUAAAAAUUUUAAUUUUGGAAAUUUUUUAUGUACUACAAUUAACAUUAAUUUGCUUUCAUAUAGUUUGCUUUUUUCAAAUAAUAUCAUGUUAUUAUAUUACGAUUCAUAGUUCAAGGUAUUUUAUAAUUAUAUUUUUAAAUAUAUGUUUAUGCAUUUAAUCAAAAUCGAAUUAACAUAUAUAUAAUUGUAAAAAAUUAUUUAUAAAAUAAUUAUUAAAAAUUAUUAGUUUAUCUUAAAUUUUAUUUUAAUUCUUUAUUUUAAAAUUUUAAAUCGUUAUCGCUUAUUAAUAAUUAAAAUAUUAAGAAAAACCUCAUACACACGUAAUUUAGAUAAAUUAUUGAAUAUUAAAUUUAUUCAUAAACAUGCAUACUAUCAUAUAUAUGUAAUAUUAUAAUUUAAAAUUUUUAUAAUAGACUAUAUUUUUAUAUAAUUAAUAAAAAUAUAUAUUACGAUAAAAAUUUUCAAAUGAUUAACUUUAGAAAAAAAGUUCUAAAAAAUCAAAGCCCAAAGAUAGACAGGAAAUCGUAUCAUGUUUUCUUAUGUCUCCUUUUAUAUGUAGUAAUCGCAUAGUUAGCACGUGCACGAUACCAAAAUGCACGCUAUGAAAUAUAGUAUAUAGUUACGUAACAAACGUAUAAUAGUAUUGAAUAAUCGAGAAUAUAUUAAAUAAAAUUGACAAUUUUAAUAAAUACCUCGUUUAAGAUUUUUUAGAUGUAAUAUUUUAAACGAUUUUUUGCAUAUAAUUUUUUUAUAUAAUCUUGGAAUAUGAUAAAUUAUUUAUUUAUUUUUUUGCAAUAUUUAUAAUAUAUAUGAAUAAGAAUGAUAAAGAAAUUUAUUAAAAAAUUAUGAAUAUGUAUAAAAGACAUCCAUUAUAUCUAAAUUGAAAUAAAUUUCAUUAGUUAUAUUAUCAUUAUAACAUACAUUACAUAUUUGUAUAUAAUUCUUUAGGAGCUAAUUAUUAUUUUUAAAAUGUAAUGAUAAAAAAUAUCUAUUAUCAAAUAUUAAUGUAUAUGUAUUUUUCUCUCUUAUAUAUAUAUAUAUAUUUGAUAUCAAUAUAAGUAAAUAAUUCUGGAAUUAUAAAUUUCAAAGAGUUGAAUUCAAUUUAUAAAAUAUAAAUAUGUACAUUGAUUUUGAAAUCUACGAUAACUCGUCUGGAAGAAAGUAGGGAGUUCCAGCGCGCAGUUACUGAGCAAAAGGCUGUGUUAUUCAUUGCCAGUUGUUAUCGAACGCUCGUUGAGAAACGAUUACAGAAAGAAUUUCUCUGUAACUUAUAAUGGUGCGCGAUAUAAAUGUGGAAAAUCUUCAAGAUCUUGCGAACAGGCUUCGCAUUCAGUGUAUUAAAGCAACAGAAGCAUCAAAAAGCGGACAUCCAACGUCAUGUUCUUCUAUGGCAGAAAUUAUGUCCGUCUUAUUUUUUCACACGAUGCGUUACAAAGUAUCAGCACCACGUGAUCUAAGUAGCGAUAGAUUUGUAUUGAGCAAAGGUCAUGCUGCUCCUAUUUUAUAUGCAGCAUGGGCAGAAGCAGGACUUUUUCCAUCAAAUGAAUUGCUAAAUUUAAGAAAACUUGAUAGUGAUUUAGAAGGACAUCCUACGCCAAGACUUAAUUUUAUUGAUGUAGGAACUGGUUCCUUGGGACAAGGGCUCUCAGUUUCUGCAGGGAUGGCUUAUGUGGGAAAAAAUUUUGAUAAAGCUAAUUAUCGCGUAUAUUGUCUGAUUGGUGAUGGAGAAGCUGCGGAAGGAUCAAUAUGGGAAGCACUUCAUUUUGCAUCAUAUUACAAGUUAGAUAAUCUUUGUGCUAUUUUUGAUAUAAAUCGUUUAGGUCAAAGUGAACCAACAUCUCUUCAACAUAAUAUGGAAGUUUACCGCAAAAGACUUGAAGCUUUUGGAUUUAAUGCAUUGGUUGUUGAUGGUCACGAUGUAGAAGAAUUAGCUAAGGCUUUCCAUGAAGCACAAAAUACGAAAGGACGACCUACUGCUAUACUAGCAAAAACAUACAAAGGUAAAUAUUUUCCUACCAUUGAAGAUCAAGAAAAUUGGCAUGGAAAACCUCUUGGUAAUAAAGCAAAUGAAGUCAUUCAACAUUUAACUGGAAUGUUGAAAAAUCCUGGUCUUUUAGGAUUACAUCCUCAGAAACCAUUAGUUGAUGAUGUUUCAGUAGUAGAUAUUAAUAAUAUUAAAUUAGCAUCACCUCCAAAUUAUAAAUUAGGAGAACAAGUUGCUACAAGACUGGCUUAUGGUACUGCUUUAGUUAAGCUAGCGAAGAACAAUUCUCGUGUCAUUGCUCUGGAUGGAGACACAAAAAAUUCGACAUAUGCUGAAAAAAUCAAGACAGUCGAUCCAUCUAGAUUUAUCGAAGGUUUUAUUGCCGAACAAAAUGUAGUAGGAGUAGCAAUCGGUGCUGCAUGCAGAGACAGAACUGUUGCAUUUGUAUCUGCGUUUGCAACAUUUUUUACUCGUGCUUUUGAUCAGAUUCGUAUGGGUGCUAUUUCACAAACAAAUGUUAAUUUUGUUGGUUCCCAUUGCGGUGUUUCGAUCGGAGAAGAUGGUCCAUCACAAAUGGGUCUGGAAGACAUAGCUAUGUUCCGUACAAUUCCUGGUUCCACUGUUUUUUAUCCAGCUGAUGCUGUUGCCACGGAGCGCGCCAUCGAAUUGGCAGCUAAUACAAAAGGAAUUUGUUUCAUACGCACUUCUCGUCCUGCCACGGCAGUUAUAUAUAAAAACGAAGAACCUUUUGUUAUUGGAAAAGGCAAAGUGGUUAAAUCUUCUGCGAAAGAUCAAGUUCUUGUAAUCGGAGCUGGCGUAACUUUGUACGAAGCACUUAAAGCUGCUGAUGAAUUAUCUAAAGUAGGAAUAAAUAUUCGAGUGGUCGAUCCAUUUACAAUUAAACCACUCGAUGCCCAACUAAUUGUAAAAAAUGCCAAAGAAGUUGGAGGAAGAGUUAUUACAGUUGAAGAUCAUUAUGCGGAAGGUGGUCUGGGUGAAGCUGUACUUUCAGCAGUUGCUUUGGAAAGAAAUGUUGUAGUUAAGAAGCUAGCUAUUCCCGAAGUACCACGUUCAGGUCCUCCAACUGCAUUAUUGGAUAAAUAUGGAAUUAGUUCGAACAAAAUUGUUGCUGCAGUUCAAGAAAUAUUAAAGUUAUAAUUUUAAAGAUUAUAUAAAGGUACCGAUAUCGUUUUAAUAUAAAAGUCUACUGCCAUGUCAAAAUGUACAGAAAAUUUAAUAUUUUUAAAAAUAUGAAAAAAAACCAUUCCAUAUUGUUUUUAAUGUGCAUAUAAAACAUCGAAAUGUUUGUUCGUGUUAAUGUACAAAGAGAAACGUAAGAAAAAAUUGUUUGUAUAAAUUGUUUAUAUAUAUAUAUAUAUAUAAACAUUUCUAUAUAUAUAUUUUCAACAGGAAUGUUUUUACAUUUCAAAAUUAUAUGAAAUUUUACUAUGCAAAAAUGUAAUUUUAUAUGAAACUUUGAUAUACAUAUACUAUUUAUAGAUUAAGAAAUGUUACUAUUUCGAAAGUAUAAUUAUUCUAUAUACAAGUAAAUAGGAGUAUUUGUAAAAGGAAUUUUUUAUUAACUUUAUCGAUACCUACCUCAAGGGCGCAAAAUCUUCCAUGUUAAAUAUUAUAUUAAAUAUAAAUAAAUACUUUAUGAGAGUGUAAA